CACUUAGCAGCAUGCAUGGUCCCAACAGCUCAAAAAUUGUCAGCUGUUGUCAUUUCAGGUGUGAUGUUGACUGACUUCUAUUUAUUCUUCUUCAAAAAUAAUCAAACCCUCCCUCCCUGCCUCUUCAUUUCCUCACCACUUCUUCAUCUUAUCAGCAUUUCCUCACUGAAAAUGGCUUUUUUCGGUAUUCUUGUAAUUGGGUUUCUCUCACUUGUCUCUUCUGUUAAUGGCUACUAUGGAGGUUGGUCCAAUGCUCAUGCAACCUUUUAUGGAGGUGGUGAUGCUUCCGGCACAAUGGGUGGGGCUUGUGGGUAUGGGAACCUCUACAGCCAGGGCUAUGGGACUAACACAGCAGCUCUAAGCACUGCAUUGUUCAACAAUGGCUUGACCUGUGGAGCAUGCUAUCAGAUCAGGUGUGUGAAUGACCCACAGUGGUGCCUCCCUGGCUCCAUCAUAGUUACUGCCACAAACUUUUGCCCACCAGGUGGCUGGUGCGACCCUCCCCAGCAACACUUUGAUCUCUCUCAGCCUGUCUUCCUCCGCAUUGCCCAAUACAAAGCUGGGGUUGUCCCAGUGUCCUACAGAAGGGUUAGAUGCAGGAGAAGAGGAGGCAUAAGGUUCACUGUGAAUGGACACUCUUACUUCAACUUAGUCCUUGUGACAAACGUCGGUGGUGCUGGAGAUGUGCAAUCUGUGGCCAUCAAGGGCUCCAGGACUCGGUGGCAAGCAAUGUCAAGAAACUGGGGCCAAAACUGGCAGAGCAAUUCUUACCUCAAUGGACAAAGCCUCUCUUUUAUUGUGACCACCAGUGAUGGCCGCAGAUUGGUUUCUUACAAUGUUGCCCCUCCGAAUUGGUCAUUUGGUCAGACAUACACUGGGAGACAGUUUCUCUAUUAGUUAAUUAUCUCUCUAUGUAUGGUUAAAAAAGCUUAUUUUACUACUCCAGUUUGUUUAGCUGUUUGUUUAGCUGCAUAUGUGGUAAAAAUUUAAGGGUAAAAAGAUGAAAAGGGUUUGCUUAUAAGGGUAAAAAAAUGGAAAGGGUUGAGUGACCUCUUUCAUUUUAUUAUAGAUUUGUUAGUUUUUUCAGGUCAUGGCUUGGAUUAUUCUGAAGCCUCAUGGCCAUAUCUGCUAGAGAGAGAGAGAGAGAGAAUCAGUUUGCAAGGCAGUUAGGUAGUGGAGAUUUACCACCCGCUGUUAGUUCAUGAAGUUAUGAAUAUUGAAUAGAAGAGGUGUUUCUUUUACUACGAUUAGCAAAUGCUGUAGCAGAAGAGGUCUUACAAUCAGCUUGUGUAAUGUCAUUGUAAUAAACUCGGGCUGCUUAUUCUGCGCCUUUAAUUACAUUCUAAGCCGAUAUUAAUCUAAA
Molecule: messenger RNA, 1363 nt
Organism: Malus domestica (apple)
Lineage: Eukaryota; Viridiplantae; Streptophyta; Magnoliopsida; Rosales; Rosaceae
Product: expansin-A10
Biological process (GO): plant-type cell wall organization
Cellular component (GO): extracellular region
Source: RefSeq, a predicted model, not a curated record